This is a messenger RNA of Vidua chalybeata, 2878 nucleotides long. Its product is annotated as serine/threonine-protein kinase PAK 3-like. The coding region runs from base 1991 to 2719 and encodes 242 amino acids. Gene Ontology annotation, cellular component: cytoplasm. The transcript has 10 exons. Lineage: Eukaryota; Metazoa; Chordata; Aves; Passeriformes; Viduidae. The record is from RefSeq and is a predicted model, not a curated record. Gene Ontology annotation, molecular function: ATP binding; protein serine/threonine kinase activity. Gene Ontology annotation, biological process: regulation of axonogenesis; protein phosphorylation; regulation of MAPK cascade.
CGGGAUGCAACGUGGCAGGCCGAGCAGGGGAAGGGAUGGGGCUGCCGGCGCCAAGGGAACACGAGGGACACCGGGGGCACUUCACAAACAUUUAAUGCAAAAGAGAAAAUCCUAGGAAAGGCAAAAGCAACAGCAACACGAGGCCACACGAGGCAUGUCCCAUUAUAGUGGGGUGACGCUGGCCCGAUGCCAGGCACCCACCAAAGCCGCUCUCUCACUGCCCUCCAAGGCCGGACAGAGCAGAUAAAAUUUAACCAGGGGUUUUGGAGUUGAGCUAAGGACCAGGAAAGAUCCCUUAUCAAACACUGUCACUGUUUCUCCUUCUUUCCUUGCUCCUGCUCCUGCUCUUCCUGCUCCUCCUUUUCCUCUCUCCCUUCUCCUCUUCCUUCUUAAUCCCACCUCCUCCCCAGUUCCUGCCUUCUGUAUAUUUAGAGUGGAGAACCUUACGUGUUCUUAGAACGAGAACAAAAAUCCCAGAUGGAACACUUCUUGCUGGUUGUAGUCAGAACUAUCAGUGCCUAAAGGUCAUGUCUCCUUUGCUCUGGUGCCGUCCUUGUUCCUCCUCAGUGUUCAGGCUGGGCUAUGGGGUGUCCUUGUUUGCUGCAUUUUCAGAGUUCCUCUUGGAUCUUUGGGCCAUAGGCUGUGCCCUGGGAGGGUUCUUUGUGCUCCUUUGUGACACAGGAGAACCUCCCAGGCGGUUUCUGCGUGAGCUGCUGCUGUGAUGUCACAGGAACACUACCACGUCCCCGUGGUGUUCCCGUUGCUGUGGGACACAGAGGCCUCAGUGUCCAGAGUGGCUGUGGGCACUGCUCGUUGCCGGAGGAUCCUCCUGCCCGAGGCAUUCUCAGCAGCCAGCCCACCCCUGACGGGUCUCCUUCUGUGCUUGCAGGGCUACAGUCAGCAGACGUGUGCAGCGCAGCCAAAAUGAUCCAGCACGUGGUUGCUGCAGUUUGCACGCUGUACUCUGUGGCAUAUUUGGGGUAUUUUUUAACCCACUUGGCACGGCACCUCAUGUGUGGAUCCCGAGCAGCUUCUCCUUCGGGCACAAAAGCAGCACCAGCACCUCCUCUGGCUCCCUCUGCUUCCAAAGAGGAGGCCAAAGAGGAGGAAGAGAGCAGUGAGCUUCCCGCUGUUCUGGGGGACGAUGGUGAACUUCCCUCAGUGCCGGGAGAUGAGGGUGAACUUCCCGCUGUUCUGGGAGACGAGGGCGAACAUCCCGCGGUGUGGGAAUACAACGGCGAGGCUCCCGCGGUGGGGGACAAGGACAGUGGACAUCUCCUGGCGUGGGACAAGGACGGUGGAUGUCCCCUGGUGUGGGACGAGAAUGGCCAAGCUCCUGUCAUGUUGGAUGAGGAUGAUGGACAUCUCCUGGUGUGGGAUGAGGACAGAGGACAUCCUGUGGCUUGGGAAGAGGAGGAUGAACUUCUCCCGGCAUGGGAAGUGGACAGUCAAUGUCCCAUGGCUUGGAAAGAUGAUGGCGAACCUGCAGCAUUUUGGGAAGAGGGUGGAGAACCUCCCUGGGCUUAGGAAGAGGACACUGAACCUCCCUCCGCAGUGGGAUGCUGGGCUGAACAUUCUGACAGCAGCACAGCCCUGCAGCCAGAGGGGAGAGGGGAGUGGUACCUGACGCAGCUGAGUACGUCUGCUCUGUUCCUGUGUGCCAGAGCAGGCUGCUGUGUGUGUGUCUCAGCAUCAGCUGCACCCAGUGUUGCUCUGCAGCUGAAUGUCCCAGGGCCAUUGAUUGUCCUUCCCCAGCUGAGACCAAGGGGCUGACGGCCCCAAGGAGGGGGGCUGCAUUCUGGCUCUGCUGCAAGGCGGGGUCUCACUCUGGGAGGGAGCGUCUUCCACGUGGUUUCUUUCAGCGAACAGCGUGAGCCUGGUGGAGCCUGCCGAGAAAUACCUCUAAGUGGAGCAGAUUGGCCAAGGGGCUUUCGGAACCAUUUCUAAAGGACUCAACAGGGCCACAGGAGGAGAGGUGGCCAUAAAGAAAAUGAGUCUCAGAGGGCAGAACAGGGAACGAGCGGUGAAUGAGCUCCUGCUCCUGAAGGACAAGAAGAACCCCAACAUUGUCAACUCUUUGGACAGCUUCCUUAUUGAUGGAGAUCUCUGGCUGGUGAUGGAAUACAUGGAUGGAGGAACUUUGCAGGACGUUGUCACACAGACAUGCAUGGCUGAAGGAGAGAUGGCAGCUGUCAGUCGGGAGUGUCUGCAGGGCCUGGAUUUCCUCCAUGCGAACCGGGUGAUCCACAGAGAUCUGAAGAGCUCCAACAUCCUUCUGGGAAUGGAUGGCUCUGUCAAGCUGGCUGAUUUUGGCCUCUGCGCUCAGCUCAGCCCUGAGCAGGACCAGUGCAGCUCCAUGGUGGGCACUGCUCACUGGAUGGCCCCAGAAGUUGUCAGCAGUUCUCCUUAUGGCCCCAAGGUGGACAUCUGGUCCUUUGGCAUUGUGACCAUCGAGAUGGUGGAAGGAAAACCUCCUUACUUCAAGGAAACGAGGGCCAUGGCUCGUGCUCUGAUCCGUCAGAACGGGACCCCGCAGCUACAGGAGCCCAGGUGCCUGUCAGCUCUGCUGCGGGACUUCCUUGAGUGCAGCCUGGAGCCGGACGAGGAGCGGCGCUGGUCUGCCCAGGAGCUGCUGCAGCACCCAUUUUUAUCAUCAGCCAAGCCUCUCUCCAGCCUGAUCACCGCAGCCAAGCAACUGAGGGAGCAGUGGAGGAGAUGAAGCACUGGAAGACAGCUUUUAGUUACAGUAGUUAGUAAGGACAACUAGUUAGUCAUGGUAGUUAGCAGUGCUAGUUAUGGUUAUGGUAGUUAGGACAGCCUGUUUGUUACGGUUCUUAUGACAGCCUGUUUGGUAUGGCAGUUUUUUGAAUAAAAAUUC